Echinops telfairi (small Madagascar hedgehog) is the source of this 1068-nucleotide messenger RNA. RefSeq names its product glycine N-phenylacetyltransferase-like. The transcript is spliced from 2 exons. Gene Ontology annotation, cellular component: mitochondrion. NCBI's taxonomy places the organism in Eukaryota, Metazoa, Chordata, Mammalia, Afrosoricida, Tenrecidae. Gene Ontology annotation, molecular function: glycine N-acyltransferase activity. The record is from RefSeq and is a predicted model, not a curated record. The coding region runs from base 1 to 1068 and encodes 355 amino acids.
AUGGGUUACAAGAAUGCCCUGCGUCCAGACUUCUCAGCCAGCAUCCUGAGGAAAAGGAGACUCACGGCGAGUCCCACAAUUCCAGCAUCCCAGGCAGCUGCUCAACUGCGAAGGCUAAGGUGUCUGCAGGGCUCACAGAUGUUACAGAUACUAGAAAAAUCAUUGAGGAAGAGCCUUCCUGAAUCCUUAAAGGUUUACGGGACCAUAUUCCACAUGAGCCAGAGAAACCCUUUUAAACUAAAGGCGCUAGUGGACAAAUGGCCAGAUUAUAAUGCAGUGGUUGUCCGCCCGGAAGAACAGAAUAUGACAGAUAACUUUGGUCACUACACCAACACUUACCAAAUCUAUUCUAAGGAUCCAUGGAACUGCCAGGAAUUCCUUGGCAUCUCAGAAGUCACCAACUGGAAACAGCAUUUGCAGAUUCGAAGCUCACAUUCCAGUCUGGAUGAAGUGAUUCCAAAUCUUGCGUCCACUAAAUCCAUUAAGGUCAAGAGAACACAACGCAUUCUUUAUAUGAUGCCGAAAACAGCGAGGACCUUGGUUCUCUCUCUGCUGCAGGCAAAAAACUUACCCCCUGAAAUGAGAAGACCCAAACCCAUUAAUGAAGAGCUGUUUAAACACGCAUCCCUGGACAUCACCCACCCUGCCUUGGUGACUAGAUUUUGGCAUUUCUGUGGCAAUGAGAGUAGCCAAAGAUUGAUUGAGCGCUGUAUCCGGACCUUCCCCACCGCGUGCUUGCUGGGGCCUGAGGGAACCCCUGUGAGCUGGAUGUGGAUGGACCAGACUGGAGAACUGAGAACGGGAGCUACUGUUGUUCCCAAGCACCGGGCCCAGGGCCUCAUAUCCCAUCUUCUCUAUUUCCAUAUCCAGGCUCUGGACGAACUUGGCUUCCCCACAUCUAACCAUAGGGACAGAGCCAACAAGUUCAUACAGAAAAUGAGCGAAAGUCUGCAGCUUGUCCACCUGCCCUGUGACUGGAGCCAGUGGAACUGUGUGCCUGUGACACUGACCCUGACACCAGUCCGUGGAAAGGGGCCUGAGGACGUGACUGGAGGCGCAGACCGGUAA